Messenger RNA from Pecten maximus, 1402 nucleotides. Its product is annotated as carboxypeptidase B-like. Gene Ontology annotation, biological process: proteolysis. The transcript has 12 exons. The record is from RefSeq and is a predicted model, not a curated record. Bases 111 to 1358 code for a protein of 415 amino acids. Lineage: Eukaryota; Metazoa; Mollusca; Bivalvia; Pectinida; Pectinidae. Gene Ontology annotation, molecular function: zinc ion binding; metallocarboxypeptidase activity.
UAGAACGAAUAUGACGUAGCAAUGCAGACCUUAACAUACAUCGUGGUACAAUUCUCCGACUCAGUAGUAAUAUGACGCAGCACAACGCCCAGUAGUUAAUUGUGAAUGAGAUGACGACUGUGUUGUUGCUGUUGCUAGCUGCGAUUGUGGUUUCGGGCAGGAGAUACGACGGCCAUCAGGUCCUUAGCGUGUUCCCCAAACUUCAAAGCGACGUGGAUGCCGUGGCAGCCUUGGGAGAAGAACUUCAGGUUGAUUUCUGGCACUAUCCUCACCACGGGAAUGACAGUUUCCACGUGCGAGUGUCCCCGGAAGGCUUUGGCCCUUUCCUGACAGGACUCAGAAAUUUAGAACUGAGUGUCGACGUGUUGAUCGAUGAUGUACAAAAGCUUAUUGACCGUGAAACGUCCGAACUUCGACGAAAACGCCGAGCCAAGACUGGACCAAGAAUCACAGAUUUUUACACCUAUCACAAUCUAGCUGAUAUAGAAGCACAUUUGGAUGACCUGCAGUCCGUGGACAAUGUUAAAAUAACCGUGAGCCAAUCGGAGAACACAACGGUGGAUAAUCGAAGAAUUCGCAUCGUCACUAUGUCACGAGAAGGAUCCACAGACAAAGAAACCAUCUUUAUAGACUGUGGAAUACAUGCCAGGGAGUGGAUCACACCAGCCUUCUGUCUGUACCUUAUCGAGAUGUUGACGAUGGACGAUGUCAUGCUGGAUCUGUACGACUGGAUUAUCAUCCCCGUUUCUAACCCGGACGGUUACUUCUACUCACACACCUUCGAUCGAAUGUGGAGGAAAAAUAGAAGGAGACCCAAUAUUGGGAAUUGCUAUGGAGUGGAUCUCAACAGAAAUUUUGGCUAUAUGUUUGGAUAUACUGGGACAAGCUCCAAUACGUGCUCCGACAUCUACAAAGGUGUUAAGGCUUUCAGUGAAUCAGAAUCUGUUACAAUGAUGAACGCCUUGCAGUCAGCUAACCAAGUCGUUGCCUACUUGAACGUGCACGCGUUUGGUCAGUAUUGGAUGACACCCUGGGGUUAUACUAUUAAUGCAAAGCCUUCGGACUACAAUGAGCUGAAACGUAUAGCAUCCAUAGCAACAGCUGCAAUCGCUGAAAGAAGCGGCACUUCUUAUGAAGUCGGCCCUCCUGGGGACGUACUUGACUAUUCAGCUGCUGGGGGCGCAUAUGAUUGGGCAAAAGGUUACUUGGGUGUGAAAUAUUCCUACGCGCUGGAGCUGAGGGAUAAAGGACAAUAUGCCUUUCUAUUGCCUGAAGAUCAGAUCGAAGAUACUGUGGCGGAGACCUGGGAUGGUGUCCGGGCCAUGGCUUGUGCCAUUUCCGGAAAUACAUGUAACUGACGAGUUACGUAACGAAAACUUCCAAUAAACAUUUCCAAAUGGUU